Messenger RNA from Daphnia carinata, 818 nucleotides. RefSeq lists its product as uncharacterized. Gene Ontology annotation, cellular component: secretory granule membrane. Gene Ontology annotation, biological process: norepinephrine biosynthetic process; dopamine catabolic process; octopamine biosynthetic process. The record is from RefSeq and is a predicted model, not a curated record. The coding region runs from base 118 to 642 and encodes 174 amino acids. Gene Ontology annotation, molecular function: dopamine beta-monooxygenase activity. NCBI's taxonomy places the organism in Eukaryota, Metazoa, Arthropoda, Branchiopoda, Diplostraca, Daphniidae. The transcript has 4 exons.
UGGCACAGUAGGGGAUAAAUAGCAUCGCGCUUCCUGUUCCGUUUCGAGCCAGUUGUCUUAUUACUUCAGUUACUCCAAGAGCCGUCACCUACUUCAACAUUUUUAUUUUAGAAAACCAUGAAACUUUUGUUUGCUUUCGCAUGCUUGCUUGCCGUUUCUAGAGCGCAAACGACAAACUAUCCAUACAGUGCUUAUUUAGACACAGAUGGGUAUUUUCUGCUGAAGUGGGAUGUUCGCUCAAUUCAGGGGGAUAUCGAAAUGCAGUUUGUGGUAAACGCUACAGGAUGGGUGAGCUUGCUCAUCGCUUCCGAGGACGGAUCCUAUGCCGACGUGAUUUUUGGUGGCUAUAAUGAAGCGACAACUUAUGGCUACUACGCUGACAUGCAUUGCAAUUUACUCGCUGGACCAUCUCAUACAGUCCCGAUAAAUGAUGAAAGCCCAGAUUUGGUUUUCCAGAGCGCAACGUACGAUGCGCCCUAUACCACAUUGACAGUUAAACGGUCCAUUUAUACGGGAGAUAAGGAUGACGUUGCGAUUCGCGCCGGACCUCUCUUACUUGGGUGGUCUUUCAGCGAUACGGACACCUCUACCGUUCCCCACACUAACGCCGGAUUUGCUUCCCUAGCCCUUAUUCCCGCUUAACAGCUUAGUCGACGAUUAACUUCAAAACCUUUCCUUACAUUAUGUUUUCAUGAUCACCAUAUUCUUGAAGCAACUUUCCAUAGCUUUUGAUGGUGAUUCGUGUUUUGGCCAAUUUUACUUUAAGCGGGAUCGAAAUUUCAAAUGAUGAAUGAAUACAAUGUAGUCUACAAUUUUAA